Nezara viridula (southern green stink bug) is the source of this 6344-nucleotide messenger RNA. The record is from the annotation of a GenBank genome assembly. Lineage: Eukaryota; Metazoa; Arthropoda; Insecta; Hemiptera; Pentatomidae.
AAACCACCUGAAGAUCAGUUUUUGCACCUGCCAUGGCAGGUGCACGGUGGGAGGGGUCAGAACAACGCUAGUAAAGUUUUUUUGCACUUAUUUUACUCGAGAUUUAAAAUAAGAAUUGAAAAAUUAACGAAUAUAAUAAAAUUGUAUAAGUUACAUUAAAGGAAAUUACAUACUUAUUUGUUGAAAUACAAAGCUGCUUCAAAGAGAAAGUUUUGAAUUAGUAGGUUGAUAAGAAGCCACCAGAUAGCAUUCUCCUUAUCGUUUGUUUGUUUUUUUUUGCAAAAACUAAUAAAAUCUCAUAAAUAAAAUUUGAAUAAUUCUUAAUAAAACUAAUAUUUUCGUUCUUCAAUUUCCUAAAAUAGGUAUUCUUCCCAAGUUAAAAGUGAGAUAAUAAGUUAUAUAUUCCAUUUGAAUAAUUCAUACAGCGCACUCUACAGUACAAGUUAGCUAAUCGAUAGACGCAGUGCUGGUGGCUAGUGACUCACGGAAUCUAUACAUUUUGUUACUUAUAUGUGACAUUUUCAUACGUUCUGUAACGAAAUUUCAAUUAUGUUUUAGUGUAGUUUCGUUUGUGCCAAGUGUGCAUCGUUCUGUUUUAACUAGUUUAUGGAUUAAGGCGCAAUGAUUUACCAAGGGCUAUACUUAUUUGCCGCUUAUCUGAUUAUUUUUGGAGAAGCAUUUACUUCCAGUUCUAGCCCCGAACCUUUCUUAGAUGGAGUUCCCAGACUUUCAUUGCAAAAUCUAGAGGCUGGAUAUCAUGGACUCGUCAAAGAAAAUGAAACUGUUGUUGAAGUUACCCCAACAAUUAGAGGUGUUGGUGCAAAAAUUUGCGGUUUUCACAUCGUAAAUAAACAUCAUGGUGAAGCACCUUUUCAGAUUAUUUUGAAAGAGAACGGUGAAGCAGAAUUGAAAGCUCGGAGAGUGUUAAACUGUGAAAAAAGAAAAAAUUAUAAAUUUGAUAUUGCUGCUGUUUCUUGUUCUGGUCUUCAAUCUGAAAAUGCUACUGUUCACAUCACAGUUAUGGAUAUCAACGAGUUUGCCCCUGUUUUCCUGGAGCCCUCCUAUGUGUGCCAGGUAGAUGAGGGAAGGUUGUAUUCUGAAAUCGUUAGGGUUGAAGCGACUGACAGGGAUUGCACUCCCAAGUUUGGAGAUAUAUGCAAGUAUGAAAUUCUGACCACUGAUCAACCUUUCACGAUUGAUAACGAAGGUACAAUCAGAAACACUGAACCAUUGGAUUAUGAAAGAAGUCAUAACCAUAUUUUAUCUGUUGUUGCCUAUGAUUGUGGAAUGAAACAAUCUCAACCCGUUAUGGUCACUGUUAAAGUCAAUCGAAUUUGUAAACUUGGUUGGAAAGGAAUCGCAGAGAGAGUUGACUACGUUCCAAGCAGUGGUCGUGAGGACUUGUUCCCAGCCGCCCAGCUGAAGCUGUGUGAUAUGCCUUGCGCUGUCCAUUCGGUUCAGGCCAAGCUCUCUUUAGCCACCAAGCAUAUCGACAAGGGUUGUGAUCGGGACACUUACUCAGUUGCCAGCCAGAGGAAGAUUUGUGGUGCUAGUGCUGACAGUAUUGAACUUCUGGCUCCUAACACUAAAGGUGUUUCAACUGAUGAUGGGCAUGAAAGUGAUCAAAUAUUUGAAUUUGAUGGUGUCAGCUCAGCCGUCAGUGUCUCUAAUGAAGUACUGAACCAUGGUCUGGCUCCAAUCUUCACUAUCGCUACCUGGUUGAAGCAUAAGAACCAUCCUAAUCAAGAUAAACAUGUUAAGGAACAUAUUCUUUGUUCUGCUGAUGACCAUAAAAUGAAUAGGCACCAUUAUGCCUGGUUUGUGAGGAACUGCCGUUUAAUUUUGUUGCUAAGAAGAGAUUUCUCAGAAGGAGAUUUGAAUAUCUUUAGACCUGCUGAAUGGAGAUGGAAUCUACCCCAGGUUUGUGAUGAUGAAUGGCACCAUUAUGCCGUCUCAGUUCAGUUUCCUGAAGUUCAACUCUAUGUCGACGGAUCACUUUUCAAAUCAGAAAAGAAAAACCCUGAAGUCAUUGAUGAUUGGCCUCUCCAUCCUACCAAGGGCAUUAAUACUACUCUUACUGUCGGUGCCUGCUGGCAAGGAUCCGAAAACAAAAUGAAGCACCACCUCCACGGCUACCUAGCUGGUCUCUCUGUCCUGUUAAACAAAGUCGAGAAGCCUUCGGUGCUCAGCUGCCUUCAUAAAUGCAAAGAGAGCCUUGAUGUUCCUCCAAUGGAGCUCCUAGAGCCAGGAAUGGAACUUCUCACCAACAGCGAUUUGACUGAAUUGUCGAUUGAGGGUGACAACAAAACAAAUCUUGAAGUACUAAUUAAAAAAAUUGGAUAUACUAACUCAAGAGAUUUCCCUACACCCGGAAGAAGAAAUCUCCACUUAUCAACCACUAUUACAUGUGAUGGAGGCAGGACAGUCAAAGUACCAAAUGUAGAGAGUUACGUCAUGGUGUUGCCGCCACAGCAGCCUUCAUUAGUUAUCAACGGUACUUCCAAUUUGGCCAGUGAUUAUCAUGAUUUCAGAGAAGGAGUCAAAGUGUUCACUGACGUUCAUGUUGGAGUGUCACCACCUGGCAAAUCAUGGAAAAAUACAGCCGAUGAGUCAGCUGAGAAACGUUUAGAUUCGUGCGUCGUAACUGUCUACCCAUCACUAAAUCCAGACCACGAGACUUUGACCGUCCCCCAUAACAUGAUAACGCAGUUUGGUAUUACAGCCAAGCUUAGUAAGGAUGGAGCUACACUUAUUGGUUCAAAUAUCAUCUACAAUUAUCAACAAGUUUUGAGGCAGAUUCAAUAUACCAACAGGAAGCCAGCUUACUAUCUUAACCGUGUAUUUAAAUUGAUUUGUUCUGAAAUGAAUGGUCGUUUCCUUAGCAACGAAUACGUACAAACUUUGACAGUGAUCCACCCAAGAGCAAGAACAAAUACUGCUGGUGGUGCUCUGCCUGGAGGUGUUGUUGUUGAGGAACAAGCCACUAAGAUCCCAGUUGCCCAUGCUCAAGUCGCACAGCAUCAUGUUGACGUUCAUCCGCAUGCCGUUAUCGAGCACUACGAGAGGCAGCCCCUUGUUUCAGCAACAAGUCAUGCUGUUACUAUAAUAAUGGUGGUUUGUGUUGGCUUCCUUGUCGUUAUGAUUGUACUUGGAGUUGUGAGGAUACGGGCUGCUCAUCAAAGACAUGCACAGGAAGAGCUGAAUGAUGCAGAAAUGGCUUGGGAUGAUUCUGCGCUUAAUAUAACUGUUAAUCCUAUGGAAGAGGAAGGAGAAGAGGCUGGUGGGCGAAGAUCAGGUGAAGGAGAUCAAGAUAAUGAUUCAUCUGAUGAUAAUUCAAGCUAUCGAGAAGAUGAGGAGUUGGACUCAUCAGAUGAGGAGGAGCAUAUCACCGUUGGGAAGUUAAAGGACCUCGAGUGGGACAACUCGACUCUUGCCUAAACAUCUUGCCCCACCCUACCUCCUUUCCCUUCCUCUUUCCUUAUGCCCAUAAACACCAUUACACUUGCAGACAGGUAUACACAGAAGAAAAAUGGAGUAAAAGGAAACAUUUAGAAUAUUUUAUUUUCACAAAGUUAACUUUAUAAAUAUAUUAUAUAUAAUAAUACUACUAUAAUGAAAUGUAUAGAAUACUGUAUUUGAUCUUUAAAACUGUGUAUAGAAGAAUGAAUAUGUUUAUAAGGGAAAUAUAUGGAUGUUAUUUCGACGUGUGGCGGAAUGUUAAGAGAGACCAAAAUAUAUAAUGGGGUUUCACUUCAAAAUUCGAUAUAUAAUGUUUACAUUAUGGUUCUGAUUUAGGGCUUUGUAUGUUUAUAUAUAUAUACUGAUCUCUUACAAAGAUUGUUUCUUGAAAGAAAAAAGUUAUGCUAAGUAUUUCGAUUUCUUUUCAUUCAUUUUUUUGUAUUAUGUGUAAUAUUCGUCCUGUAAAUAAAGUUUAAACAAGCCCAUUUAAAAUCUUUUUUUAUUCAGUAUUACAUCCCGGUGUUGAUGUAGUAUUAUAUCGGGUUUCAAAUGAAAAUUAAAAAAAAAAAAAUUAAAAAAAAUGUCUAACCUUAGUAUCUAUUUCGUAUUUCACCGACGGUCAGCACCCCUUUCAAUUUCCUCUUCUGCUAAUGUAUGAGAAAAUUGUUAAUGGUGCUAUGGUAUGUACGGUGUAAGCAGGGUUUUUGUACUUAAUUUUGUCCAUCCAUUUUGUAAUUCCUACUUUUUCAAAGUGGGUCUAGAAUAAUGUAUCCACUCGAAAUAAAUAAGCCUUGUCCACUCUUGAAGAUUGCUUUUCAUUACAGAGUUAAGAACACAAUUUUUUGUUUAUUAUUGUUGUUUUAAUUUAUGUUACGGAUGCUAUGAAUGCUAAUAGACUUAGAUAAUAUACUUAAUAUAUAUUUAGAAGUGCCAUUUUAUUUUAAAUAUAUCGCUUGGGGAUGUCCAACUUAUAAGUUUGGUUUCUUUGUAUAUUGAUGAUAUAUUUUUGUUAUUAAUGUUUUAGUAUAAAAUUACUAAAAAACUAAUUCUUAUAGCUACAUAGUAGAUGACUAAUCACAACAUAUUAUAUUGCACAUAUGGAGUAUAUGUGAUUUAAUUUUUAAUACCCCUAAACCGUUCAGCAUUAUUUUUUGUAUGUAAUCAUGAAGGGAAAAAAAAAGAAGUUAUAAAUACUUCAGUCACUUGAUUGUGACCUUCUUACGUCUAUAAUGUAUAUUAUAUAUUUAAAAACAAAAAGUUUUUAUGUGGAAUCAAAUGCCAUGGUAAUGCAAACGUUGGUCUCAUCAAAUUUUAUCACUGUUCAUAAAAUCAGUUCUAGCCAUUCUUUUUUCGGGUCUAUUUGCAUCAUUAACCUUUACAACAGCACAUUGGUAUGUUUUGAAAUUAAAAAGACAAUAAUAGUUCUAUUGUAUAUUAGCACACUGUGUAGCAAUUAGACCCUCAGGGAACGGCUUCUUUAAUGAACGGUUGGUGACUUUUAAAAUGGCCAAUAUUUGUCUCUUAUACCUUUUGAACCUUUCCCUCCCUAAUAUUAUUAUAGUGAAAAGUAUUUAUAAUUAAAUUCAAUUUUGUCUUUUCUUGUCGCAGCUUUUUAUUUUUAUAUAUAUCACAACUCCUAGUAUAAGAACAUAUAUUUUUAUGCAUAUCACUGUAGCUUGAAUGUAGGUGUUGUUCAAAUAAGUGUUGGUUGUGUUGUCACUUUGGUUCUAACAUUCCAUUUAUGUUUUAAGUUUUACUAUGACAACGUUAUCGACUUGAAUCCUGUCUACCGUUUUUGUUGUAAUUAAUGUAUAGCCUUUUUCUCCACAUAUUUUGUACUCUUACAAACAUGAAUGUGGUACGUAGGAACUAGGUAACUGUUAGUGUUAAUUAGGAUCCUAAUUGAAUAGUAAUAACUUACUAUGUACUGGUGGUUUUUCAAUUUUUUAAUUUAUAAAACAAAAUAUUUCCUAAUGUUGUCUUUUUUAUUUUAAUACUCAGGAAUUUUUGUUGAAACAGUUUAACUGAAGUGGUAAUUUGUUAAAAGCGUAACUUGCAAGCUUUUCAUCUAAAUCUAAUAAUUUAAAAAAAAUAUAUAUAUAGGUGUAGGACCGACAAUAGAUUAAGAUUUUUGAGUAACAGCAUGUUAUACAUCCUCUUCCCACAGGGGUCUUGAUUUAUAUUGAGCAGUGUAUAUUUAAAUCAAUUGGAUAUAAUAAUGCAAAAAAAAGUUUGUUUAGAUUACCACAGUGGCAUUAGCCUCGACCUAAGUGUGGAGAGAACUUGACCAGCAGUGAUAUUUAUUUGUUCUAGAGGUGAUUAUGUAUAUAAUAGAUAUGUUUGAAAUUAAAAGUAAUAAUCCAUUUUAUUGGAAUUAAACACUUCGAGUUUAUCAACAAGUUAGUGUUAAAAGCAUUGUUACUAAAAGUAUAGAUUUGGUUGAUUUGAGUAUAAGCUGCUAUAUAAAAUCAAGACCAACCUUGUGGUGGUAUAACAAUUUUGUUUUUUACUUGAUGAAUUUCAAGUUUUUGUAUGUUGUACUAAAAUCUGUCCAUCGCACAGACACUUUUGUAUUUAUAAAUACUUAUUGUUUAUAUUAAUAGUUUUUGAUGUAUUCGCAGUAUUGUCAAUAAAACCUACACCUUUUAUUCAUUCAAAAAAAAAAAAAAAAAAACCAAUCCAUAUUUGAUUAUUACGAAGUCAACUGCCAUUAUUUUUGGGAUGACUAUAUUUUUGUAUAUUUAUCCAAGCCUCUUUGAGACUUGAUGUGGGUGGUACUUUUUUAAGAACAAUUUCUAGGAAGAAUACCCUAGAAAGAAGAAACGGUUUGUUUCUGGAAUAAUUCAUCCAUAUUGAGGAUAUAUUGGCAGCAGUGAAGCCCUCCC